AGGAGCUACGCAAUAUUGAAACCACUCCGACUGCGCCGACUUCAUCCUAUACCCAAGUAGAUUGUAAGGAGUUUUCUCGACGAAGCUGUGUAUUUCUAGCCGCAACUGGGUCAUCUUUUACUUAUUAUUAAUUAUCCUUCCGCUCCAUCGCCCUGCCCUCCGUCUUUCUCGUCGAAUGUCGUUUCUAUGGGUUGAGAUGCCGAUAGAUAUUCGAGAUCACCUCUCCUCCUCACCAUGAUAUCUAUAGCUUCGUGCACGUUUGACACAUGUCCAGUCGCCGCGUCCCCAUAUGGCUACCCGCCAAGUGCAGCAGCGGGAGUCAUCUUCUUCGUCAUUCACCUUGGAUCCUUCGUUGCCUGCCUGGUCUACUCAUUCUACCUAGCCGAGAGGAAUAGAUGGUUAGAAUUUAGUAUUCCAAUCUCUAUAGGCUGUCUUCUCGAGAGUAUCGGCUAUGCUAUGCGAAUCGGAAGUUCGGCUGAUCCAUGGAACGUGUCUUUAUACGCGGCGUCGACAACGUUUAUGAUAAUACCGCCGGCCUUCAUAUCAGCAGCCAUCUACUUUACCGUACCCGAAGCAAUUAAAAUCUUAGGCACGGAGCACUCGCCAAUCAACGUCUCGCGCUAUGCCCUCCUAACCUGGAUCGAGGGGUUUGGGUUUCUUUUCCAAUUCAUCGGACUCGUCGUCUCCUUCUCGGACCUUUCCUCCGACACGGGCCUUGGUCAUAACGCCCGCGUCGGCAGCCCCAUUAUCGCCACUGGUAUGGUGAUACAAGCCAUUUCCUUAAUCAUUUAUAUAAUGCUUUUCGGUAUCGUCCUAUUUCGAGCCGCCGUAGCAAAUAUCCAAUUUGGAUACACGACGUUCCAUCCGGUUCAUGGUUUCGUCCCCAUGGCACACAGAUUCAAAUUCUUCCUUGCGAUGCUGCUGGUUUCCGCCAUGUGCCUCUUCGCAAGAGCACUCUACCAGGCAAUAGUACUAGCCAACGGACUGGAGAGUUACACUGCGAAGAACCAAGCCCUAUUUGCGGGCUUAGACAGCUUUCUUGUUGCGGAAGCUGUUGUUGGGUUGUGUGUUGCACAUCCCGUCACAUUCUUACGGGACGGGAUAGAAAAGAGACUAGGCAGCAGAAGUACAAGCGCGAUGACGGAGGAGCAGAGGAUAAGCCAGUUCAUGGGAAGCCAAUAUGCAGAGAGCCAGUAUAGACAGAGCCAGCUCACGGAGAGUCAACCCGCGGAGAACCAACAUUUGGAUGUUCAAAACAGGGAGAGUCAAUAUAGGCAGAGCCAAUUUAGGGCAAGCCAGUAUAGUAUGAGCCAGUAUAGUGUGGCUAGUCGCCGCAGCACAAUGGAGCCAAUAGGGCCAAUGGGAGGAGGCCAGACUCCGUGGAGUAGUACAACUCGUAUCGUAUAAAGCAUCAACUAAAAAAAUAAUUUGCGGAACCUACCUCAUUACGUACGGGCCUGGUUGCUGACUG
Molecule: messenger RNA, 1471 nt
Organism: Daldinia loculata
Lineage: Eukaryota; Fungi; Ascomycota; Sordariomycetes; Xylariales; Hypoxylaceae
Product: RTA1 like protein-domain-containing protein
Exons: 2
Coding region: 235-1407 (390 amino acids)
Cellular component (GO): plasma membrane; fungal-type vacuole
Source: RefSeq, a predicted model, not a curated record